This is a messenger RNA of Nycticebus coucang (slow loris), 10487 nucleotides long. It is a transcript of the gene BRWD3, whose product is annotated as bromodomain and WD repeat domain containing 3. The transcript has 41 exons. Lineage: Eukaryota; Metazoa; Chordata; Mammalia; Primates; Lorisidae. Gene Ontology annotation, cellular component: nucleus. Gene Ontology annotation, biological process: regulation of cell shape; cytoskeleton organization; regulation of transcription by RNA polymerase II. Gene Ontology annotation, molecular function: protein binding. The record is from RefSeq and is a predicted model, not a curated record. The coding region runs from base 235 to 5640 and encodes 1801 amino acids.
UCUCUCGCUCUCUCCCUCUCUUCCUCCUCCGCCUCCUCAGCUCUUGGGCUAGAAUAUAUAUGGGUGGAAACGUGAUGCGAUGAAUCCGAGAGAGACCGAAACUGGGACGGAGAGCGCAGCGGAAGCGGCGGGACUCCUGAGCAUGGGGGCUUCACCACAAUAGAGGCAGCGCCCCCACCCGCCCCCGCCAGCCCCUCUGGAGCGAACCUCCCCCCAAACCCCCUCGGGAAAAGGAUGGCGGCGGCACCUACCCAGAUCGAAGCCGAGCUGUAUUACCUGAUCGCUAGGUUCUUGCAGUCCGGACCCUGCAACAAAUCAGCUCAGGUGCUAGUGCAGGAGCUCGAGGAACAUCAGCUGAUUCCGCGCCGCUUAGAUUGGGAGGGGAAAGAACACCGAAGAAGCUUCGAGGAUCUGGUGGCAGCCAAUGCACACAUCCCUCCAGACUACCUCCUUAAAAUUUGUGAGCGGAUUGGUCCCUUACUAGAUAAGGAGAUUCCUCAGAGUGUUCCUGGGGUACAGACAUUACUAGGUGUUGGUCGGCAGUCUCUGUUACGGGAUGCCAAAGAUUGUAAGAGUACGCUAUGGAAUGGGUCUGCUUUUGCAGCUCUACAUAGAGGCAGACCUCCAGAACUACCUAUAAAUUAUGUGAAACCUCCAAAUGUGGUGAAUAUCACCUCUGCCAGGCAAUUAACUGGAUGUAGUCGCUUCAGCCAUAUUUUUCCAUCAUCUGCCUAUCAGCACAUUAAGAUGCAUAAGAGAAUUCUGGGGCAUUUGUCAUCUGUCUACUGUGUAGCAUUUGACAGAAGUGGGAGAAGAAUUUUUACAGGUUCAGAUGACUGUUUGGUAAAAAUUUGGGCUACAGAUGAUGGACGCCUCCUUGCUACACUUCGAGGGCACUCUGCUGAAAUUUCGGACAUGGCUGUUAACUAUGAAAACACUCUUAUUGCUGCAGGCAGCUGUGAUAAGGUUGUAAGAGUAUGGUGUCUUCGAACUUGUGCACCAGUUGCAGUCCUUCAGGGACAUUCAGCUUCUAUUACUUCCAUACAGUUUUGUCCAUCAACAAAAGGCACAACCAGAUACCUCACUUCUACUGGUGCUGAUGGAACAAUCUGUUUCUGGCAAUGGCAUGUAAAAACAAUGAAGUUUAGAGAUCGUCCAGUGAAAUUUACUGAGAGAUCCAGACCUGGAGUUCAGAUAUCCUGUUCAUCUUUCAGUUCUGGUGGUAUGUUCAUCACAACAGGUAGCACUGAUCACGUGAUUAGACUGUAUUAUUUGGGUUCUGAGAUUCCUGAGAAAAUUGCUGAAUUAGAAUCACAUACGGAUAAAGUUGUUGCUGUUCAGUUCUGUAACAACGGAGACAGUUUACGGUUUGUUAGUGGAAGUAGAGAUGGAACAGCAAGAAUAUGGCAAUAUCAGCAACAAGAAUGGAAGAGUAUAGUGCUAGAUAUGGCUACUAAAAUGACUGGGAAUAAUUUGCCAUCUGGAGAAGAUAAGGUCACUAAACUUAAGGUGACUAUGGUAGCAUGGGAUCGUUAUGAUACCACAGUUACUACAGCAGUGAACAAUUUCCUUUUGAAAGUAUGGAAUUCUAUCACAGGGCAGCUUCUUCAUACUUUAUCUGGGCAUGAUGAUGAAGUAUUUGUUUUGGAAGCACAUCCAUUUGAUCAAAGAAUCAUUCUUUCAGCGGGUCAUGAUGGGAACAUUUUUAUUUGGGACCUUGACCGAGGGACCAAAAUUCGGAAUUACUUUAACAUGAUUGAAGGCCAAGGUCAUGGUGCAGUGUUUGACUGUAAAUUUUCGCCAGAUGGAAACCAUUUUGCCUGUACAGAUUCUCAUGGGCAUUUGUUACUUUUUGGUUUUGGAUGCAGUAAAUAUUAUGAAAAGAUUCCAGAUCAGAUGUUCUUCCACACGGAUUAUCGACCUCUUAUCCGUGAUGCCAAUAACUAUGUGUUGGAUGAACAAACCCAACAAGCUCCUCACCUCAUGCCCCCCCCAUUUUUGGUGGACGUAGAUGGAAAUCCUCAUCCUACAAAAUUCCAGCGGCUUGUUCCAGGACGGGAAAAUUGUAAAGAUGAGCAACUUAUACCACAGCUGGGAUAUAUAGCUAACGGUGAUGGUGAGGUGGUAGAACAGGUAAUUGGGCAGCAAACUAAUGACCAAGAUGAGAGCAUUCUUGAUGGAAUAAUCAGAGAGCUACAGAGAGAACAAGAUAUGAGACUAAUUAAUGAAGGAGAUGUUCCACAUUUUCCAAUCAAUAGAUCAUACUCUGUUAGUGGUGCUCUGAGAAGUCCAAAUAUGGACAUACCGUCUUCCCCUAACAUUGGUCUCCGACGUAGUGGUCAAAUUGAAGGUGUUCGACAAAUGCAUAAUAAUGCCCCUCGGAGCCAGAUGGCCACAGAAAGAGAUCUCAUGGCAUGGAGCAGAAGAGUGGUGGUCAAUGAACUAAAUAAUGGAAUUAGUAGGGUGCAGGAAGAAUGUCGAAUUGCAAAAGGUGAUGUAGAAAUCAGUCUUUAUACACUUGAAAAGAAAAAAAAGCCAUCUUAUACUACCCAAAGGAAUGAUUAUCAGCCAAGCUGUGGGCGUUCUUUACGAAAAACACAGCAUAAGCGUCAGCAUACUUAUCAAACUCGCUCCAACAUAGAGCAUAAUUCACAAACAUCAUGCCAAAAUUCAGGUGUACAGGAAAAUUCGGAGAGCUCCUCAGAGGAAGAUGAAACUGUUGGCACAAGUGAUGCUUCUGCAGAUGAUCCUGUUAUUGAAUGGCAAAGUGAAAGUUCUUCCAGUGAUUCUUCAAGUGAAUAUUCUGAUUGGACAGCAGAUGCUGGAAUAAAUUUGCAACCUCCAAAAAGACAAACCAGACAGGCAACACGGAAAAUAUGCAGUAGCUCUGAGGAGGAGAAUUUGAAGUCACUAGACGAAAGGCAAAAGAAACCCAAACAGACUAGAAAGAAGAAAGGAGGACUGGUGUCUAUGGCAGGUGAGCCCAGUGAAGAGUGGUUUGCCCCUCAGUGGAUCUUGGAUACCAUACCUCGACGUUCCCCAUUUGUCCCACAAAUGGGAGAUGAGCUUAUCUAUUUUAGGCAAGGUCAUGAAGCUUAUGUGCGGGCUGUAAGAAAAUCAAAAAUAUACAGUGUUAAUAUACAAAAACAGCCAUGGAACAAAAUGGAUCUCAGGGAACAAGAAUUUGUUAAGAUUGUAGGAAUCAAAUAUGAGGUUGGACCACCUACACUAUGCUGCUUGAAGCUUGCAUUUUUGGACCCCAUUUCAGGCAAAAUGACUGGAGAAUCUUUUUCUAUUAAGUAUCAUGACAUGCCAGAUGUAAUUGACUUCCUUGUGCUACAUCAGUUUUAUAAUGAAGCCAAAGAAAGGAACUGGCAGAUUGGUGAUAGAUUUCGCAGUAUAAUAGAUGACGCUUGGUGGUUUGGGACUGUGGAGAGUCAGCAGCCUUUUCAACCAGAGUAUCCUGAUAGUUCUUUCCAGUGUUACAGUGUUCACUGGGACAAUAAUGAGAGAGAAAAAAUGAGCCCCUGGGAUAUGGAGCCAAUUCCAGAAGGAACUGCCUUUCCAGAUGAAGUUGGUGCUGGUGUUCCUGUGUCCCAGGAGGAACUGACUUCUUUGCUAUACAAACCCCAGGAAGGAGAGUGGGGGGCUCAUUCCAGAGAUGAGGAAUGUGAACGGGUUAUUCAGGGCAUCAACCACCUUCUUUCCCUGGAUUUUGCCAGCCCUUUUGCUGUUCCAGUGGAUCUCAGUGCCUACCCCUUGUAUUGUACUGUAAUCGCUUAUCCAACUGACCUCAACACCAUCAGGAGGAGACUUGAAAACCGCUUUUACAGGAGAAUAUCAGCAUUAAUGUGGGAGGUACGCUACAUUGAGCAUAAUGCCAGGACUUUUAACGAGCCAGACAGCCCUAUAGUUAAAGCAGCAAAAAUUGUAACUGAUGUCUUACUCCGAUUUAUUGGGGAUCAGAGCUGUACUGAUAUACUAGAUACUUAUAAUAAAAUUAAAGCAGAAGAACUAAACAGUACUGAUGCAGAGGAGGAUACAGAAAUGGUUGAUUUAGAUUCAGAUGGUCCUGGUACUUCAUCUGGAAGAAGAGUCAAAUGCCGAGGAAGAAGACAGUCUUUAAAGUAUAAUCCCGAUGCUUGGAGAAAACAAUGCAAAGAACUGUUGAGCCUCAUUUAUGAACGUGAAGACUCAGAGCCAUUUCGACAGCCAGUUGAUCCUCUUUCUUACUCAGGCCAUCAAGAGCAAGAAGGGGAAUCCUCAGAGUCAGUUUUUGCAGAAAGACAACAAGAUCUAUCUCCUCCUGAGGAUUAUCAAGAUGUUAUAGACACUCCUAUGGACUUCAGCACUGUGAAAGAAACUUUGGAAGCAGGAAACUAUGGUAGUCCUCUGGAAUUUUAUAAGGAUGUCCGCCAAAUAUUCAGCAACUCCAAAGCUUAUACCUCUAAUAAAAAGUCAAGGAUCUAUAGCAUGACACUGAGAUUAUCUGCCUUAUUUGAUAGUCACAUUAAAAAUAUCAUCUCUGAAUAUAAGUCAGCAGUGCAGAGUCAGAAGAGGAGAAGACCACGGUACAGAAAACGUCUAAGAAGCAGCAGCAGUUCAUUAUCCAGCAGCCGAGCUCCUAGUCCAAAAGGGAAACAGAAACAAAUGAAGUUACAGCCUAAAAAUGACCAGAAUACCUCAGUGUCUUAUGCCAGGACUAGCUCUCCUUUUUCGUCUCCUGUUUCAGAUGCUGCUGAAGGGUUUUCGCUCUAUCUUCUUGAUGAUGAACUGGAUGGGCCAUUUUGUUCCUCAAGCUUCAGUGGAUAUGGCCGAAGUGGAAAUAGCCAUGACCCAGGGAAAGCCAAGUCAUUCCGGAAUAGAGUUUUGCCUGUUAAACAAGAUCACUCUCUUAAUGGACCUCUUACAAAUGGUGAUGGCAGAGAGCCCCGGACAGGAAUCAAGAGAAAACUACUUAGUGCAUCAGAAGAAGAUGAAAGCAUGGGAGGAGAAAAGAAAGAGAAAAAAGAAACAAAAGAGAAAUCCCAUUUAUCCUCCUCGGAGAGUGGAGAGUUAGGAUCAAGUUUAAGUUCUGAAAGUACCUGUGGCUCUGAUUCUGACUCUGAAUCAACUUCCAGAACAGAUCAAGAUUAUGUAGAUGGAGACCAUGACUAUAGCAAAUUUAUACAAACCAGGCCUAAAAGAAAACUCAGAAAGCAAUAUGCCAAUGGGAAAAGAAACUGGAAGACAAGAGGCACAGGAGGAAGGGGCAGAUGGGGAAGGUGGGGUAGAUGGAGUAGAGGAGGCAGAGGAAGAGGAGGCAGGGGUCGUGGGGGUCGAGGAAGAGGUGGAGGUGGUAUUAGGGGGAGAGGGAGAGGAAGAGGUGGAAGAGGUGCUUCUAGAGGAGCUACCAGAGCCAAACGAGCACGUAUUGCAGAAGACGAAUUUGAUACCAUGUUUUCUGGACGUUUCAGUAGACUGCCUCGAAUUAAGACAAGAAAUCAAGGCAGGAGGACUGUUUUAUAUAAUGAUGAUUCUGACAAUGACAAUUUUGUGUCCACCGAGGAUCCUCUGAAUCUUGGUACAUCCAGAUCAGGCAGAGUGCGUAAAAUGACAGAAAAAGCCAGGGUUAGCCAUCUUAUGGGAUGGAAUUAUUAACAGUUAAUAAAUUUAGAAUAACUUAAAAAAUUCAAUGGCCUUCUACUGCAGGGAAUUUACCAGGAAAUCUACAAAGCAAGUUGUGUGGGGACUUCUGCUUCCUUUCACAUUGGUGCUUUUCCAUUUACGCCAGUAUAUGUUUGUUUCAAGACUUUUGAUCUCCACACUUCAUUUGUUCUAACAAGCCUUACUCAUUAGGCCUUAAAUUAAAAGAAAUUCUGCCCCCCCCCACACACAUGAACACACAAACAUGCACACACACUACAGAUUUACUACAUUAAAGGAGCAUUCAGCUUCUUAAGACUAGCAUGACAUUUUUAUCUCAAUAGAAUAUCCCUCUUUUGAUUUUGUAUCACAGACUUUUAGCACCUUCUUAUAGAAUUUUAUAUAGUUUGUUUUUGCCAUUUUGAUUCCUAUACCCAGUAAUAAUAACUUUUGCACAAUACACCAAUCCUAAAGGCAGCUAUUAAAUGUUUACAGUUUCUAUAUUGUAAGAACGAUCGGAUUAUUUUACUCUUCCCAGGCCAAACUUUCAUGAAUUGUACUGAACUGAAGUAUAUAUUUAUACUACAGUUUUUUGGGGGUGGGGGACCUUGAUAUUCUUUUCAUUGAUUUGCUUAAUUCAUAUUAAAGGUAAGAAAGGGUUGGUGCCUUGUAAAUACGUAGCAAAUCUCUGUGGUGUGUCCUGAUGUGUGCAUUAACUUUAUUAAAAAAGAAUACUUGAGGUAUCAAUAUAGACAAGGUGCCAAAUGCAAAAGUUUCUUGCAUCCAUUUUCUUUUUCCUAUUAUAUUUUAUUACAUUAGUAGAACUUGUGUAGCUUAAAGAAUAACUUAAACAUUUGAAAAAUCCUCAUCCACAAAGAAUGACUUUGAACUGUAGCUCAGCUACCUCUUAACUACAACUACUGGAAACAUUAAAGAAAAUAGAUGAUGUUAUUCAUUACUGACUAAGAAAUAGAGCAAGCUUAGUAGGAGUGCAUACUCAUAAGUUAUAAGCUGAGAGGUUAAUAAUUAUUGGCUCUCAAAUUAUAGUUUUAAUUAACGAAUUUUCAUAAAUAUAGUAUGCUCUACCUUAGGCUUUCUUAUAACGUAUUUGUGUAAUUAGACUUGGGCUACUGCUUGUAUUUCUGCUACCACUUACUAUUUAACAGCUAUGAGUUACUGGUUUUAUUUGAAUCUUAAAACAUCUAGUUUAAGUUGGAUUGUUUUGGCUAGCCUAGUAUAUUGAGUCAACUUUAAUAGGUUCUUCUCACAUCAUUCCAAAGGGUUCUUCUGUUUUAGUCUUUCAGAAAAGAACCUUAUUGCACUGCACACUGAUAUUUUGAAUCAUUUUGUAGAUGGAAAUAAUCUUUAACAACUCUGAAUGGUCUUGUUUACAGUAGAGUGCACAUAGUUCCGUAAGUGAGCUUGAGUUCCAAGAUCAAUUUUACUCCUCAAAUUUGAGAUUGCAGAUUUGCUAAUUUGUUAGAUACUUAGAUUUUUGUGCGAGGGAUAAUAUUGGUCUCUGUUUUCAGCAAAUUUGUUGCACUUAAAUCAGACUUGUGGGAUGAAACAGACUUCUUAAUGUAUACCUAGUUAUCCCAGGAUAUUUCUUAAUGUGUUUUUUCAUGCUUCCAAUCAUUUCAUGCAUCUGAAAAUCCUUAAGUACAGAGGAAGGAGUACACACAUAACUUUGCUUUUGUGGUAGGAUCAGGGGUGGAGGUUAUUCUUGGACUAACAUCUUUAAGCAGUUUCACUUGCAGUAGAAAUGAUGUUCAGGCUUUAAGAAAGUAUUGUUGAAAAUUGUUAAUGGCACUAACUUCUGUUACUAGACAAUAGACCGAGCUGAUAUUUUUUGUUAUAGUCUUUUUUUCCACUAAACCAAAACUACUGGUUGUAACUCACCUGCCACUUUUAACUACAGUAUAGAUUCAGAAUGUUUCUAGUUGAAAUUAUAUUUGAUUUUUACCAAAAUGUACUAUUUUAGUUAUUCACCUCUUGGGCAUUUAGACUAAAACUGUGCCUGUGUUUUCCUAAAACCAAUAACACUUUGGCCUACCCUAAUCAGAGUAAUGUAGUUACUUAAAUUCCUGGAUAUACCCAAAUGCGGAUCACGUGUGUCUUUUUAGUGUGAAUUUUUUGUUGACAUUCUUCUAUAAAGAGCUGACCUCCUAAAAUGUAGAAGAAUUGCCAUUUGUGUGAUUUUAGCUUUCUGGAGUUUUAUUUAUAAUUUAUUUUGAAAAAUAAGAAUGCCACAUUUAUUCCCCAAAUGUCAAGAUUUUCUAGGUUUAGAUGAUUAGAAUAAAAAGGCUGAAGACAUUUUAAAGCAUAUUUUAUAUGUAGUGAAAUACUGUGAAAAUACUAGUGAACAGCAUUUUGCUGUAAUGUUGAUUUAGUUACCAGGGUAUGUUAGAUGAGCAUAGUUAUCAUUUAUUACAAAACAAACAGAUAAUGUUCUGUUUGCAUGCAAAUUAUUUUACUAUGUAUGAAAAUAAAAGUUUGGAAGGUAAUAUUUUUACUUUUAUACCUGGAUUUUUAUUUCCCAAUUCAUACAUUGCCUUUUUUUUUUUUUUGUUAUAUCAUCUCUUGUGAAUGUGUUGUAAUUUGUAUCACAUUGAAUAUUUAACUAUUUUAAUUGUUCAAGGCCCUUUAAACCUAAAUAAUAUCUGGGUUUAGCCAGUGCAAAGCAAGUUGGAAAUAAGCUAAAAAUUUUGAAGAAAAGUCUAAAUCUUAAAUAAGUUGCUAAGUAAAACCACUGUUAUAUUUAGGUCCUUGAGAGCAUACACAUGUAUAAGCCUAAUCCUAUGCUAUAUAUGAAUAAUCAGUGAGCUGUGAUAUUUCUCAUAGAUGCUAAUAAUGUUUAAAUUCCCAGCUUUAAGAUCUUAGCAUGUGCACAUAUUGAUGAAACCUGAAUUAUGUAUUUUCGUCUAUGGCUUGCUGUGUAUAUCUCUUCCAGCAAUAGGAUGCUCUCCCAAACAUUCACUAGCUUAUUAGUCUAAUGAAUGACUUUGUUUUUAUAUAUACAUAUAUAUAUGUAUAUGCACUUGUGUGUAUGUAGUUUUCUUCCCCCUAACUUGACAUAUUUUAUCUCAAACAUAAAGAAGGAUAUUUUAUAUGGAGGAAACGGUUAUCAACUCUUUGCCUCUCUCUGGCCCUUAACCUGUAUAUGUACUACAUUAUUUUCCAUUUCAUUAUGCCUUCGAAAUAACCAAUCCAAGUAUUUUCAUGUACCUGUGUUCCUAUUUUCUUCUUUUGUUUGUCCUUCUUUUUUUUUUUUUUCUGUUUCCCUCACCAGAGAUCAGGAUUGUGAUACAAUUCUUCCCUACAGCACUUUGUUUCACCCAGAGUCAAAGAAAAUGAGUAAAAUACAUAAAUUUCAUUCUAUAGAACUGUGUGUUUAGAUGUCUAACCCAUACUUCAAUGCUUUGAGGUACAUUUAAGUGAUUUUUCUUUUUGUUAUUUUAAUACCAUAGAUUGUCAUCAGACAAUAACAGAGUGAAAGAGAAAGAUGUGAAUGCCACUUCUAAGUUCUUUAUAAAACUUUUUUGAGCACUUUUCAAAGUUUGUAUGUUUCUGGUAAUGGUAAACACCUUAUUACUCAGUUUCAGUUUAUAUAUCUUAGGAAUCAUUUUAUACGCAUUUACCAACUGGUCCUUACCUUCAAAGUUAGAAUUUUUAUGUCCAUGAAGAGGAGACUUGCAUCAAGUAUAAUUUUUAGUAUACUUUGAGUUUCACCCUUUUAAACAAUUAUAACAUUUUGAGUUCUGAAAUGAAUAGUUUAGUGUUUUCGGAAAAGAGAUGGUACUUUUGACAUUUAAAUCCCCAACGUUUUUGUAGUAUAUAAGGCUUUAUAAAAAUUUUAUUGAAAAUAGACUAUUUGGAGGUCACUUUUAAGGCUUGUUUUAAAAAUUAGUGUGAAAAUAUUUCCAUGCUUUUUUACUUUUCACCUCUUGGCAAAUUUUCUUUCUCAAAUUUUGAUUACCAAAUUUACCAAGUUUUGAUUAAGUUUCAAUAUAAAGUUAAAAUGUUUUAUGGUGUUGUAUUUUGUGGAAUAUGGAUAAUACUCAAGUUUCCUGAUAUUAAUUUCUUUUUAAUAUUUAUUUCUUAUAUAGCCUUAUCCUUAUUUUCUUUUUCAUCUUUCCUGCUUACUUUUAUCUUCACUUAUCUUUCUCCAAUGAAGAAUGUAAUUUACCGCACUUCAACAAGACUGGGAAUUUCUGAUUCAUUGAUGAGAGAAGUGUAUAAAGGCCCUCGAGUUUAGAGUUAAGAUGUAUUCAUUUAUUUAUAUGUAUGCCCAUUUAGUAUGUCUAAAAUUCUAGAAUAUGAGAUUUGACAUAUAAAAGCAUGAUAAAUAUUUUCUAAAAAAAUAAAACUAUUGAAUACAUUCUGAAACUGCCAUUGGUAAUUGGCUUUUAAAAUAGCACACAGAAUUAUUUAGAAAUCCAGUUGGGAAAUGUGUUUUUACAUACGUCACCAGGUACACACUAGACAGUACUACAAAUGUUAAUUCUUUAAAUAAUAAUUGUGGUGAUGGCAAUCAGUAAUUUAUUUUUUUGUCCUGUAACUUAUCAUCCUUGUCUUCUGUAAUCCCUUAUACAGUAUUAACAAAACUGUACCUUAUGUUUGUUCUUGGUAUCCAUAAUUUUUAAGAUGGAAAAUCAUUAAUAGUUGAUGUGAUGUUGUAUUGGGCAAAAUGUCCAUUAAACUAAAAUUCAGUAAAGAAAGGUAAACUAAACUUGCUUGGUUUAUAAGAGAUGUUUUGUUUGGCAGUUGUCAUUAUAAGCAAUUAUUUUCAAAGACAAAAAACUGGACUAAGUUGUUGCCAUUCUUUAUGGGAUGUUUACAAUAAAAUUCCAAGUUGUUUGGAA